Molecule: messenger RNA, 6809 nt
Organism: Pantherophis guttatus
Lineage: Eukaryota; Metazoa; Chordata; Lepidosauria; Squamata; Colubridae
Gene: SPN
Product: sialophorin
Biological process (GO): cell surface receptor signaling pathway; regulation of T cell activation; regulation of immune response
Cellular component (GO): external side of plasma membrane
Molecular function (GO): transmembrane signaling receptor activity; heat shock protein binding
Source: RefSeq, a predicted model, not a curated record
CAGAGCUGUUGCUUGGCGAGCAAUCAAGACUGUUGUGCGUUCUUCUUAGCCUUGACGUAUUCCACAUCAAGAGAGCCUGGGCUCUGGAAUUCUGCUCCCAUGGAAAAAUCAAGAUCCUUAUUCCAGCAAGUAAUUGGCCACAAAAUGCUCUUUGUUGCCUUCCUACUUUUUGCCACAGGCAAAAACCUUCUUGCAGAGGUUGUUACCAUAACUGAUGUGACCAUCGAUGUAAAAACAACAGCCAAUGUAGAUAUAAGCACCUCACUUUUUCCAGCAUCUUCUAAGAUGGCUACGGAGAUUUCUACGACGUCACUUCCUGAUGCCACAAUGCUUGACACUCUCAGCAGAAAUUUGAGCACUUCAGGGCAACCAGCACUGUCCUCCAAAGAAACAUCUCCAGUCUCAAAACAGGAACUACAAUCUGCCACUGCCGUGAACACUCCUGUCCCAGAAGACACUUCCUCCCCUACACCAAGUAAAGUCAGUGUCUCUAUCAAAGAAAAACAUCCUCGUACAGAAGCAACAAAGGUACAAGAAUCUGUUCAGAAGGAAGUUACCUCUAAAAUGACUGUCACAUCACACUUUGAUAGUGAGACGGUAUCUUCUCCAACAGAGGAUUUGGGAACCAGAUCCCAAGGAAGCGUCUUUGAGACAUCAGCCAAUGAAAUUGCCUACCUAGAAACAACAAAGAGCACAGAACCAAAAGAGAAAAGGCCAAUGCCACCAGGUCAAUCAGCAAAUGUAACUGCCUACCUAGAAACAACAAAGAGCACAGAACCAAAAGAGGACAGAACAAGGCCAAUGCCACCAGGUCAAGCUGUUCCAGAAUUAACCGAGAUUCCUAAGACUGGCAGGCACUAUACGUCUGGUCCUUUCAUAAUAUCGGGGACAUACAGCAACAAUGAGUCAAUAUUUGACUCUUCUGAUAAAGGGCCCUCAGAGAAGAAACACUCUGUCAUCAUUUUGGCCGUUGUUUUCACCAUCCUGCUGCUUGUAGGCCUCCUAGCUUUCCUGUGCUUUAGGCGCCGCCGUCACUCUGGCUCCACCAGCUUCAAUUCCCCAGAAUGGGCUGGACAAGCGACGUUGCCAGAUGAUACGGGCUUGGAUAAGGAUGUGGAGCAACAGGUGGGGUCUGUAGGGGAAGGGGAAACCCGGCGUGGGACUCUUGUGACUUUCUUUGGGAAGCGUCAGUCUAGGGUACCUUCCAUAGCUAUGGAAGAUGUCAGUGGGAAAGGAGGCAAGGAGGAAACAGAGCAGCUGCUUUGUAGAGAGGCUGAGAUAGGGUGCCCUUCGGAGGCGAUUGGGGAUGCCAAUGGCAAAGUACCAGAGCCCCUUAAAGGGUCUUCUCAGGAGUCCCCAGCUCCAAUAAGUUAGGGGAAAGUUCCUCCUAAAUAGGGCUUCCUUUGUUUUUCCUUGAAGGCAUUUUCGCUUCUCAUCCAAGAAGCUUCUUCAAUUCAGUUUAGAUAAGAAGCGAAGUGAAAGGAAAAACAAAGUCGAAUUGCCUUUUGAAAAAACACCUGUGGGACAAACAUGACUCAGAGAAUGUCUGAGAAUCUCCAUAGACAUUUCCCUUAAAUCAGAAUUCUCCUAAAUCAGAAUUUCUGGCUUUGCAGGACAGCGGGGGGAGUAGGGGAAGAAGGGAUGGUUGAAAGCUCAAAUGGAGUGCACAUGCCACCACUGCUCAUGCGUGUGGGGAUGCGCAUAUGUGCGCGCACUCACCCGCCAUUUCCAUGGCCCAGUUCUGAAUGGCUCAAGGUCCAGUAAUGGGCUACGGCCCUGGGGUUGGGGACUCCUGUCUUAAAUAGUGAUCAGAAGAUAGAUUCACCUCUUAAGGUUUUUCUGGAGCAGACCAUUUUUAUGGUUUACAUAGACAUUGUUUGGUAUAUCUUAUUAUCCUACAGCACGGGUGUCAAACUCGCUGUGUCAUGUUGCUGUCAUGUGACAUAUCGCAACAUUUUUUCCAGGGGUGAAAUGCUCCCGGUUCGGUCCGGAUUGCCCGAUCCAGUAGCGAUGGCGGCGAGUGGUUUGGAGAACCGGUAGCAAAAAUCCCUGCCCACCCCUCCCAUGCCCAGCUGAGCCACGCAAUCAUCAGAGGCUUUUUUUUUUAACUUUUAAAAGCUUUUUUUCUUUGGCCGAAAAAAUGCUUUUAAAAGUAAAAAAAAAAAACUCUGACGAUCACGCGGCUCACCUGGGAUCAUCAGAGCCUUUUAAAAGCAUUUUUUUACAACCUCUUUGGCAGAAGAAGUUGUAGAAAAAAUGCUUUUAAAAGUUUAAAAAAAAAAAUUGGCCACGCCCAUCCAGUCACAUCACACUCCCCCGCACCAAGCCACGCCCACAGAACCGGUAGUAACAAAUUUUACAUUUCACCACUGAUUUUUUCCCUUCGCUGAGCUGGGGUGGGUGUGGCCUGUGUGUGACGCAUCCAGCCUGCAGGCCGCCAGUUUGACACCCCUGUCUUACAGGAUAGAUGUUUCGUAUAUCCUCUAUACCCUGAGUGUUAGGUUAAGAUGUCCCUUAUUCAUAUGUGAGGGAUGAGUGAAGAUGGAGGAGUUUCUGUCCCUCAACUUCUCUUCUGAAAGUCCUCUGCAUCUCCAUUUCUCCUGCUUUAUUAUAAGCCAUAGAUAGGUAUAGCAGACCCAAAAGCAGAGAGAAAUUAAAACAUUGGCCCAGCCCAGUUUCAUCAAGUACUCCCUUCCCCCCCCCAUUUUUUCCUUUUCUUUUAGAGGAUAAAAAGGUCGAUGGGAGGUUGGAUAGUUAACAAAUUUCCAGGUGAUAGCAGUGAGGGAUUGUGCCUCAAGAAUAAUGAACAUUGAUCAGGCUUUGAGUCUGCAUUGUAGAAGGAAGUCUUGAUCACCAUCGCUGGAAAGAAAGUAUAUUAACAAAAAUUCUGUUUGCUAAUUUUUUUUUAUGAUGCUGCAAACUGCUUGGCUGAUUCAUGCUCAGAAGUGAAUGGCUUUUAUGCAUACAUAUUAGGAAUAUCCUAACUAGAUUGUUUUUAUUAACUUAGAUUUUAUUAAAUCAGAUUUUUUUCAUUGUAUCCACUCUCUGGGAAUAUCUACAAAGGAAAGGCUUUAUGUGGGCAUCCCCAAAGAGCUGAUAUAGUUAGCAGUAAGACAUGUGUAGGUUUAAACGCCUUUAUUUAAUUCAGAGACCUGUCCAAUUAUUCUGCUGUGCUUUGUCCUUCAAAUGUACCAAGUUUAAAACAGUCAGAGGAAAAGGAAGUCUUUUUAGAAAAACUUCCUUUCUAAAAAGUCUUUGGAUGAACAUAAAGGAAACAUGGAAAUAUCUAUGUACAGAAUGUAUAAAUACAAGAGUUUAAAUUUUGAAUUAUAUGAACAUAUAUUAAAUAGGAAAUAGCAUUAUGCUUUGCCUGUCCUUGCUCAUAUAUCAAAGGUUUGUUUCUAUAGAUUCCAGUGGAUUUCAGAGAAUUUAGCAGGUUAAACUAAUUCAUCUUAUUACAUAACUUUUACUUAAUUUUUCCUAAGAUAAUAACAUUUAAUCCUGAAUAAUUUUACUCUACAAAGAGCUAAUUAAUAAAUACAAAGUCCUUGAUUUAUGACUGUUCAAUUAGCAUUGGUUCAAAGUUAUGACGGCCUUGUAAAAAGUGAUUCAGAUCAUACUCAUAUUUAUGACCAUCGUACCACCCCUAUGGUCAUGUGAUCACAAUUUGAGCAUUUGCCAAAUUUGCAUUUAUAACCUGUUCAGCAUCCUGUGAUCACAUGAUUACAACCUGCUAGUUUGUUUCCAGCAAAAAGCACCCAUUAGGAAAGAUAGAUUUGCUUAAUGACUGCAUGUUUCACUUAAUGACCAUCAUAAAAAUUAUUGCAAAGUUGGGUUUGACAUGACUUACAACCCCAACGAUUCCAGUUCUAGUUGUGAUCAUACCUGUAGAUAAACAAUGGCAGAAAUUGCAAUGCAAUUCUAUGGCUGAUCUCGUGGGAAUAAGUCCCAUUACAUUGAAUGAGACUUACUCUGCGUAAGAGUGUCUGAAAUUGGUAUCUGACAAAAAACAAUCUCUUUUCUGAUUAGCCAAAUCUUGAACUAACACAGGGGUCUGCAAUCUUAAACACUCAAAGCGCCAUUUAGACCCGUUUCCCACAGAAAAGAAAACACCAGCCACAAAACCCAUCCCGUGCCUGACUAUUUCUUGAGAGCUACAAAACUAGCAUAUGUAGUUGAAUUAAACAUUCUUGUUUUUCUUCUGAAACUUUUCUUUUCUUGGAUUUAUCUAUGGUUGGCCUACCGGGGGUUGAAAAGCUCAAUAAAUUGCAUGCCAGCAGGUGCUGCGCAUUGCCGGUUGUGAUGCAUAUUUUGAAUGACAAGGAGCUGCAGCAGAGGGAUGAAAGAGCCACAUGCGGCUCCAGAGCCGCAGGUUGCUGACCCCUGAGCUAACAUAUUAUAGAGCAGUGUUUCUCAAACUUAGGAAGUUUAAGAUGUGUGGACUUCAACAACAACAAAAAAAGAGUUUAAAAAGUCCACACUUUUUAAACUCACUGAGAUUGAGAAAUAUUUCCUCAAGUGCUCGUAGAUUUAAUGAAGAUGUUUGGCAAUAUUGCAAGAAAAUGCUCCUUUUCUUCACUCUUCAUUUAUCUUUGCUCCUGUAAGGCACAAAAUUAGAAGGCCAAGCAUUUGUUUUCUGAAAAUAGUAGGAAGGCAUUCAUAUUUUUUUUGAAAACAAGGGGAAUUUUGCACAGAGGUAGUUUGUGAUGGGCUGGAACCAAGAUUGGAGAACUGUUACAGACUAAUAAAUAACCCAGGUCUUGAGAAACUAAGUUAAGACUUCCCUCAAGUCAAGGUUGACUCUACAUGAUGUGCUCCUAUAAUUUUCUUGGCAGAAACACAGUCAUGAUUUGGCAUUGUCUUCUUAUCCAGUUAGCUUAUACCCCCGAUACUGCCUGCAAGUUUCUCAUUUCAGGACAAAGCAGCUCAACCCUGCUUAGCGAGACAAGGUUGACCAGGAAUUUUAUCACCUGCCAAAACUCUGUGGAACUAAUUUUUUCUAAUACAGCUUCAGUCUUCAAAUUAAUCAUGGCACACUCAUUAAAAACAACCAAGUAUGUUUGCUGUCUCCUUUUUAAAAUAAAAUGUAAGGGAACUUUUCCCACCACAGUUAAGAAGACAUGAAGAGAGCAUAAUAUUUGUGAAGGUUGGCUCAAUUUCUGAGCUUUUUGUGCCCUGGUACUUAUUUGGUUUGUUGAAUUAAUAUUCUCAGCUUUUUUUUUUAAACCAUCUCUCACUUCAAACAGGUCUUUAAAAUCAAUCCAGUAAACCAGUAGUGGAAUUCAAAAAUUUUUUUUACUACCGGUUCUGUGGCCGUGGCUUGGUGGGCAUGGAAUGGCGUAGCUUGGUGGGUGUGGCUUGGUGGGCAUGGCAGGGGAAGGAUACUGCAAAAUCUCCAUUCCCACCCCACUCCAGGGGAAGGAUGCUGGAAAAUCCCCAUUCCCUCCACAUUCUGGGGCCAGCCAGAGGUGGUGUUUACCGGUUCUCCGAAUUACUCAAAAUUUCUGCUACCAGUUCUCCAGAACCUGUCAGAACCUGCUGAAUAGCACACCUGCAGUGAACUACACCUUUAUUCAUGGGGCCCUUGGUGCUCUCUAAGCUUGAUUGUUUUCUUGCAAACGUUUCAUUACCAAACUAGGUAACAUCAUCAGUGCUAGAGCACCAAGGACUCCACGGUUUAACACUGAGCUACAAAUAUUCUUUUCUAUUGGUAGAACUCUAUCUCUGUGCUAGAGUCCCCCAUUACACUAAGCUAUGGCUUAUUUAAUUUUACUUACUGAAUAAACCACUCAUCCUAGUUCAUGCUAAACUUGGUUUGCAAUUCAUAUUUGCUGCAUCUGGGGAAUAUACUUAACCAUAACCCAGUCUUGUAGCUUGGCAUAAUCAAUGAAGUCAGUUGAUCUCCUUCAAAUAAUGGGGGCCUUUCUGUAUGGGUUGUUAGAAAAUACAGUUAGAUAUUUCUAAUGAACAGCAGGCCAAUUACACAAUGGCAGAAGAUAAAUAUUUAAGCAAAUGAACCAACUAAUAAAUACAAAUAAUAAACUGUGGUAAGGAAAUGAUUGCCUCAUUUAAUGUUUUCCAGCACUUAAGGGUUGGUCAGAGGAUUUGCAGAUCCUUUCCAAUUCUAUAAUUCUGUUUUUCCAUGAUUAGAAAUGAACUAUCCUCAUGAUGGCCAGACAAUUAUCAGUAAUACUCAGCUUCCUCACCUGUGCUGUGUGCCUGAUCAAAAUUUUAAACCUAAACCUAAAAUCUAAGGGAGAACUUUCUGAGGAACAUCUAGCAUGCUUCAGAAGAUACUGUUUGAUGAUGACAAAGAUUCCUUAGAGGGCAAUGUAUGACAGCAGAGGUGUCUGCUAGUGGGGAAUGUCAAAAAAGUCAAGAUGGCAGCUACCACUGACUACUUGAAAGCUCACCCAUUUUUAUAUGCAUAUGUAAAAAGAGGUGGGACUUCAAUCACAGCCUUAUUUUUAUACAUUCUCCUACUAACACCGUGCCUGAUCGUUAGUUUUUUUUAAAAAAAAAUGAUUUCUAUUCAGUUUUGUAUAUUACAUCUAGGACUUAAUGAAUUUGAAUUUCUCUUGUGUAAAAAAUUCAGUGAAAUAACAAGGAGCUAAGUAAGAACUUAUGUGCCAGGUUUCUGAUUUACUUUUCUCUUCCAUUCAGUUUCUGCAGAAUUCUAAAUUCUUUAGAAUUUCUUUGCAUUUUCUUUAAUUGUUGGUUCAAUAUUUUUUUAUUCAUUCAUUUCAGAGGUGUAUUUUAUGUCUGUGGAGCUUCAUUCAAGUCUACCCAAUAAAAAGCCUUAACUUCUA